UGCUUGUGCUGGUGCCGGCGGCGGUGGAGCUUUCGCGCAAUCAGCUGUUGGUGGCGCUCAGCUGACUACUACUACUACCAGCAACAACAUCAAUGCCUCCCUUGGUGACGCAAUGACCGUCAAGCACUGUGCAAUCGGAAUCCCCAUGGGCCUAUCAUUUACCGUUGAAGAACGCCAAAUACUGGGCAUUCAAGGUCUAUUACCCGCUGUAGUUAAAACCGAGGAUGAACAAGUACAACACGCACUCAUCUUGCUCGAACGUCUCGAAAAUGAUUUGGACAAAUAUAUAUAUCUCUCCGGCUUGGCCGAACGCAAUGAGCGUCUGUUCUAUAAAGUGCUGGGCACUGAUAUUGCCAAAAUGAUGCCACUGGUGUAUACGCCCACUGUGGGCUUGGCUUGUCAAAAGUUCAGCUUGAUUUUCCAAUAUCCAAAGGGUCUCUACAUCACCAUCAAAGAUAAAGGACACGUCUAUGAUGUGCUCAAGAAUUGGCCCGAAAGAGAUAUCCGCGCCAUUGUCGUCACAGACGGUGAGCGUAUUUUGGGUCUUGGAGAUUUAGGCGCCAACGGUAUGGGCAUCCCCGUUGGAAAGCUAUCUCUGUAUACCGCUUUAGCUGGUGUCAAACCACAUCAAUGCCUGCCUAUUACUUUGGAUGUCGGCACCAACACACAAAGCAUCUUGGAUGAUCCCUUGUACAUUGGACUGCGCCAGAAGCGUAUAACUGGACAAGAAUAUGAUGCCUUCGUUGAAGAGUUCAUGCAGGCCGUUGUACGUCGUUAUGGCCGCAAAUGUCUCAUUCAGUUCGAAGAUUUCGGCAACAGUAAUGCAUUCCGCCUUUUGGAAAAGUAUCGCGAUCAUUAUUGCACAUUCAACGAUGAUAUUCAAGGCACUGCCUCAGUUGCGGUGGCUGGUGUUUUCGCCUCUUUGAGACUGACCAAUACCUCGAUUAAGGAAAAUAAAAUUUUAUUCUUUGGCGCUGGAGAAGCCGCUUUGGGUAUUGCUAAUCUUUGUAAAAUCGCCAUGAUACGAACGGGGCUGUCCGAAGAGGAAGCGGUGGAACGCAUUUGGUUAGUUGAUAGCCGUGGCUUGGUUGUGAAAAAUCGUCCAAGCGGUGGCUUAACUGAACACAAAUUACACUUUGCUCACCAACAUGCACCUAUCGACAAUCUUUUGGAUGCCGUUAAAGCUGUCAAACCGACAAUGUUGAUCGGUGCUGCAGCUCAGGGAGGUGCUUUCACACCAGAAAUUCUUAGCUUAAUGGCCGAAUUAAAUGAAAAACCUGUCGUAUUUGCUUUAUCCAACCCCACCAGCAAAGCUGAGUGCACAGCCGAACAGGCGUAUCAAAACACAGAUGGCAGAGUUAUUUUCGCAUCCGGUUCACCUUUCGCACCUGUUACGUAUAAAGGCAAAACCUUCCAUCCAGGUCAAGGCAACAAUUCGUAUAUUUUCCCUGGCAUAGGCUUAGGUGUUAUUGCCGCCAGCAUCAAAACCAUUCCCGAAGAGAUAUUCCUAAUGGCCGCACAGAAAUUGGCCAGCUUAGUGCAAGAUGAAGAUCUGGCAAUAGGUAGCCUUUAUCCACCACUGGAAAAAAUCACUCAAUGCUCAAUUGAAAUUGCUGUUGCGAUUGUCGAAUACGCCUACAAAGAGGGAUUGGCCACUGUAUAUCCAGAGCCGGAGAAUAUUAGUGAAUUUAUUAAGUCUCAGAUGUACAAAGUAGACUAUACCCCCGCUGUUCCCGAAGUCUACUCGUGGUGUAAUAAAUUGUAAAUAUAAAUAUUUCGAAGCAAAAUGUUCCCGCAAAAGAAGUGAACAACUGUGAACUGAACACGGCGAAAAGAGUAGUGUAUUGUACGCCAAAAUUACUGUAUAGCAUCGUAUCCAUGAAAAUAUUUUCAAAAUCUUAAUGUGUAUAUUAACACCUAAUCAUAAACAUAAAAUAAAAACACAUAAAUUCCAAAUAUAA
Molecule: messenger RNA, 1961 nt
Organism: Rhagoletis pomonella (apple maggot)
Lineage: Eukaryota; Metazoa; Arthropoda; Insecta; Diptera; Tephritidae
Gene: Men
Product: NADP-dependent malic enzyme
Biological process (GO): pyruvate metabolic process; malate metabolic process
Cellular component (GO): mitochondrion
Molecular function (GO): NAD binding; malate dehydrogenase (decarboxylating) (NADP+) activity; malate dehydrogenase (decarboxylating) (NAD+) activity
Source: RefSeq, a predicted model, not a curated record